UUAGUGAGCUGAGAUGGCAGAACCUGUGUCCACGCGUCCAAACCACGUCUCCAUCUCCCUCCUUGUUCGACUCUACUUCUCUUCUCCCUCUAUCUGUAUCUGUAUCUGUAUCGCAGUCAAAUCAAUGUUAGUAUUCGCCUAAUCGACCCUCCAAUCAUUCACCAUUAUCAAACAAUGUCCGACGAUGCUGCUCCCAAACAGCCCAACGGAGUGGUCAUCGACCCCAACGACCACGAUUUACAUGACCUCACGCUUCUCACCCUUCUCAACCGCUUCAUCGCUGCCAUUUUCUCCCCUUCCCCUAAUCCCUCCGCUCCUCUUCCGCAGAGGCUCAAGACCGCCCUCUCCGAUAAUAUCCCCCUUCUCCGCGAUGCUUCCAACAACACUGCUGCCCUACUUCUCCAAUGGACCCGCCGCGGCACCCCUCUCCGCGCCUUGUUCCUUGUUUCCGUAGGGACAAUUGUUUUCCUCGCAUUGUCUGGACUAUUAGUCUUCACGCUUUUCUUUGUUGCAGCAACCGUCAAUGCUGUAGUCAUUUCUCUUGUGAUGUCUUUAGCAGCAGCAGGAGGAUUUUUGGCUCUGUUCUUUGCCUGUGUUGCAGCCAUUUAUAUUGGGGCAUUAUCCGUAGCCAUAUUUGUCAUCUCUACAGCAACAAUUUCUUGUAUCAUUGCUGUUCUUAUUGCUGCAGGUUGGAUUGGUUUCUUUUGGACGUUGUGGAUUGCAGCGCAGAAAAGCAUAGGUUUGGCCAAACAUUCGGUUUUCAUCACAGGAUCGGCAUUAUCAGCCUGCUCGUCCACUUGGCACGAAAGACGCGAGCAGACCUCAAAGAAAUCGAACUGAGGCUUGAUGUGCGUGAAUCCCGUGAGUUUUAUUCUAUCCACCUCUGCGUUGCACUGGUCUCUCAUAUAAGUAGCAAUAAGGAUGUUGCGCGGCUUUGCUCUGCUCUGCUCUCUUAUAUAAGUAUGAAUAAGGAUGCCGAAUUGUCGUGUAUAAAUUGAGCUAGCAUCUUACGAAAUUUGGUAGAUUUCCGUACCUAGCAUGCCCUUUUUUCUCUCUCUCUCUCUCUCUUAAGUUUAGUAUAUUUCUCGUUUGAUAUGGAGUAGUAUCUUAUUAGAGGAUUUGCAGUUUGUACCAUAUUAUGAUUCAUUUUUCCUAUUGAGAUGUGAAAUGAAAUUUUGUGAGAGAUGAAUUUGCGAGAUUUAAUGAGACAAAUGAAAUUCUUUUGGUCU
Messenger RNA from Salvia hispanica, 1229 nucleotides. RefSeq lists its product as uncharacterized. NCBI's taxonomy places the organism in Eukaryota, Viridiplantae, Streptophyta, Magnoliopsida, Lamiales, Lamiaceae. The record is from RefSeq and is a predicted model, not a curated record.